UUUACAAUAUUUCCACGAAAUAUCACACCUUUCCUUCGGCCACCCGAUUCGUCCUGAAAAAUCUAGUUUAAACCAGUUCUGUUGAGUUUGGUUUAGUAAUCGGUGAAACUUUCCUGCCUGGAUUGGAUCUCUUGUUGAUUAGCUCCGAGACUGACACCGCGCCAUUUUGCUUUACGUACACGUUUUUCGAUUUUUUUAAUCAGUAAUUUCUAAUUUUUAAAAAUGUCUGGUGAAGAAACCUCCGCCGAUAGAAACGUGGAAAUAUGGAAAAUAAAAAAACUGAUCAAAAGCCUGGAGUUAGCCCGAGGGAACGGAACGAGCAUGAUAUCUCUCAUCAUCCCUCCGAAAGAUCAAAUAUCUAGGGUAAGCAAAAUGUUGGCCGAUGAAUUUGGAACAGCCUCUAAUAUUAAGUCUCGAGUAAACAGACUUUCGGUACUCGGUGCUAUCACUUCGGUCCAGCACCGCUUGAAAUUAUACACGAAAGUACCGCCCAAUGGUUUGGUCAUAUACUGCGGAACCAUCGUUACCGAUGAAGGCAAGGAGAAGAAAGUUAACAUAGAUUUCGAGCCCUUUAAACCGAUCAAUACCUCAUUAUACUUGUGCGAUAACAAAUUCCACACUGAAGCUUUGACUGCCCUUCUAGCCGACGACAAUAAGUUCGGUUUCAUCGUCAUGGAUGGUAACGGUGCCCUAUUCGGUACUCUUCAAGGGAAUACCAGAGAGGUACUGCACAAGUUUACUGUAGACUUGCCGAAGAAGCACGGAAGAGGAGGUCAGUCUGCCCUACGUUUUGCGCGUCUCCGUAUGGAAAAAAGGCACAAUUACGUCAGGAAAGUAGCCGAAGUGGCCACCCAAUUGUUCAUUACCAAUGACAAACCUAAUAUAGCUGGCCUAAUAUUGGCGGGUAGUGCUGAUUUUAAGACUGAACUUAGCCAAUCCGAUAUGUUCGAUCCGAGAUUGCAAGCUAAAGUAAUAAAAUUAGUAGACGUCUCGUACGGCGGUGAGAACGGCUUCAAUCAAGCCAUCGAAUUGGCAGCUGAGUCGUUACAAAACGUCAAAUUCAUUCAGGAGAAGAAACUAAUUGGAAGAUAUUUCGAUGAAAUUAGUCAAGAUACGGGAAAGUAUUGUUUCGGCGUGGAAGAUACGCUCAGAGGGCUCGAACUCGGGGCUGUCGAGACGUUGAUUUGUUGGGAGAAUUUGGACAUACAAAGAUACGUGUUGAAGAAUCACACUACCGGCUCCGAGACCAUACUACAUUUAACUCCUGAACAAGAAAAGGAUAAAUCUCAUUUUACAGACAAAGAGACUGGCGUUGAACUGGAAUUGGUGGAGUGUCAGCCACUGUUGGAGUGGCUGGCGAACAAUUACAAGAAUUUUGGUGCUACGUUAGAAAUAAUUACGGACAAAUCGCAAGAAGGUUCUCAAUUUGUUCGAGGGUUUGGUGGAAUCGGAGGUUUACUACGGUAUAAGGUAGACUUCCAAAGUUUGCAACUAGACGAGAUGGAAAAUGGGGACGAAUUUGAUUUAGAUGAUUAUUAAAUGUAGAGGACUAAAUUCAAUUUUAUAGAACUGUAAAAUGUGACAUACGAAUUGUGCAUAAAGUCCUGAUGGCAAUAUACUGUUUAUUUAUAUGAAGUAUUGAUGUCAUGUGCUUGGCACAAGUAUUUAAUAAUGUCCCAAACAAACCGUUAAUCGAUACUUAUUUUAUUGUCAAAUUUAAUGUAUACUGCAGGAAACGUUGCGUUUCCUUUAUAGGUGGAAUUGUGUACAUAGUAAUACGUCGGUUUAUUAUUACAUUUUUUAAUAAAACCUAUGUUUAAAAUUUAAUUUAACAAUUUGGUUCGAAAUAAAAUGAGUUUUUUUACAAAUUUUUAUAGUAUUGGCAUUAAAAAGCGCGUAUUUAAGCCCUUUGUAGAUAGUUGAAAAGAGGAACAUUUCACAUAAAUCGAAACACCCGUUAACCGUUUUAAAAAACCGCUCAAAAUGUAGCUAAGUAUAAGAACGCAUUUUAUAUAGCUUUUUUAUUAGCUUCGAAAUCUCGAAAAAUUUUGAUACUCGGAAGAAAAAAAAAUGUAACCUUACUUCGCUUCGAUAUUGAUGUACCUUCGAAUCGAACAUUGGCUUUUCACUUGUACGAUUAAAUUUCUUUUGAAUACGUUACUUCGAAAUUAUUUUAUCCUACUGCACCUAUAUUAUAUUCACCGUUGCACGUAUACUUUAACAUUACCGUCAUUACAGAUGUAUUAGAAAAGAAACCCUUACCUAAUUUACAGUUUAUGUUAUGUUGGA
Phyllotreta striolata is the source of this 2289-nucleotide messenger RNA. Lineage: Eukaryota; Metazoa; Arthropoda; Insecta; Coleoptera; Chrysomelidae. The record is from the annotation of a GenBank genome assembly.